GGAGAAAGAUUCUUUUGUCUGCUUCCGUGUCAAUUUCCUUGGUCUGAACAUCAUAAGGAUACAUCCCUUCCGCUCGACGUCAAAUUCUAAUCUCUCUCUCUUCCCCCCACGCAAUUGCUUUUUCCUUGCCAUCGGAAGUUUAACAUUCCGUGAGGCCUAAACAAGUCUCCCAGAAAGAAGCAAUCCAUGGACUCAGUGGCUCCCUUAAAGCUCUCCCUUUUGCUUUUCCUUGCUUCUAUAUCUUUGGUUCUCGUACCUUUCACUCAAGCCACGACUGUCAAAUACUGCGAUAAGAAAGGUGACUACCCUGUGAAGGUCGGAGGUGUUAAGAUAUCACCCAACCCUGUGGUGCCAGGCAAACAAGCCACCUUUAACAUCUCAGCUUCAACCGGCAAAGUCAUUGAUGGUGGGAAAGUGGUCAUUGAGGUUUCUUUCCUUCGGGUGCCUGUUCAUACUGAAAAGCAUGAUCUUUCUGAGGAGAUAUCCUGCCCUAUUGCAGUAGGCAACUUUGUCCUCUCACAUACCCAAACUCUACCAGUAUUCACCCCGCAUGGCCCUUACACGCUUAAGAUGAAAAUAGAGGAUGAUAAAAAUCAACUGUUGACUUGCAUUAGCUUCGAUUUCAAAAUUGGCUCUGGAUCUCUAGAAGUCUUCUAGAUGAAUGGCUAGCGCAUCGUCCUGGAUUGGUGCAUAAUCCCAUUUAGAAUUGAAUCUCCAGUCCUUUGAGUAUAUAGUGUACUUUUUAGUGGCGUGUAAUCCCAGUCCCGGUUGGCAUUUGGUUUAUUCUCAGACAAAAAAUACCAACGAAAAUAAGGUGGCAAUCUUCUGGUACUGAAUAGUCAAAUGUUAAUGAUGUCUCCAUCGCA
Molecule: messenger RNA, 866 nt
Organism: Carya illinoinensis
Lineage: Eukaryota; Viridiplantae; Streptophyta; Magnoliopsida; Fagales; Juglandaceae
Product: putative phosphatidylglycerol/phosphatidylinositol transfer protein DDB_G0282179
Exons: 4
Coding region: 187-657 (156 amino acids)
Biological process (GO): intracellular sterol transport
Molecular function (GO): sterol binding
Source: RefSeq, a predicted model, not a curated record